AUUUUGUCACCUCAAUCAUAUGAGAAAUUUUCUUCCUUCUGAAAAAUCAAUCAAACAUUCAGUUUCUGAAAAUCUUCUUCCAAAUUAUGAGUAUCUUAACCAAACAAUUACAAACUAAAUGUUGCCGAAAACUCAAAAACACCAUCAUCGUCAGAGCCAUAACAACAUCUACACAAAUGCUGCAAAGUGACUAUGUUUACAUUAACAAUCGCCAAAUCGAUGCUUUUAUAAAAUCAAAUAACCCAAACUCAGCACUUGAUCUUUUCCACAACAUGCAAAUCCGUGACACUGUCACCUACAAUUUACUCAUUUCAUCCUCUUGCUUGCCACCCAAGAAAGCUUUUCAACUUUAUUCCGAAAUGGGGUUGUAUAGAAUAAGAGAAACCGCGACUACGUUUGCUUCUGUUGUAGCUCUUUGUACAAAUAAUGGGUUUUGUAGAGAAGGUUCUCAGGUUCAUUCUAGGGUUGUAAAGUUUGGAUUUUUGAAUAAUGUGUUUGUUGGUGGUGCACUUGUUGGGUUCUAUAUGAAUCUUGGGCUAAGUGGGGUUGCACUGAAGUUGUUUGAUGAGUUGUCAGAGAGAAAUUUGGGUGUGUGGAAUGUGAUGUUUCGUGGGUUUUGUGAAAUGGGUUGUGUGGAAGUUGAAGAGUUGCUUGGAUUUUACGCUAGGAUGUGUUUUGAAGGUGUAGAAGCAAAUGGGGUUACUUUUUGUUAUUUGCUUAGGGGGUGUAGUAGUAAGAGAAGGUUUCAUGAAGGGGAGAUGAUUCAUAGCUGUGUUUUGAAGAUGGGUUUUGUGGAAUAUAAUGUUUUUGUUGCUAAUGCUUUGGUGGAUUUUUACUCUUCAUGCGGGUGUUUCGUUAGUGCAAGGAAGUGUUUUGAAGGGAUAAAGGUUGAGGAUGUUAUUUCGUGGAAUUCUAUGGUUUCUGUUUAUGCUGACAAUAAUUUGGUAAAUGAUGCUUUGGAGUUUUUUAAUUUUAUGCAAAUGUGGGGUCAUAGGCCAUCAGUUCGUUCGUUCAUCGGUUUCUUGAAUUUGUGCAGUAGAAAUAAAGAGAUUGGUUUGGGGAAGCAGAUUCAUUGUUGUGUUAUGAAAUUUGGUUUUGAUGAAAGGAGUGUGUAUGUUCAAUCUGCUUUGAUAGACAUGUAUGGAAAAUGUUUGGACAUUCAGAGUUCUGUGAAUGUAUUUGAAUGGCUUCCUAAGAUGACAUUGGAAUGUUGUAACUCAUUGAUGACAUCUUUGUCUCAUUGCGGUUGUGUUGAAGAUGUGGUGGAAUUGUUUGGUUUAAUGGUUGAUGAAGGUCUUAUGCCAGAUGAAGUAACCGUCUCGACGACACUGAAGGCGUUAUCGGUGUCUGCUUCAGCAAGUUUUACUAGCUCUCAGUCACUGCAUUGUUUUGCAUUGAAAUCUGGUGUUGAAGGAGACACCACGGUUCUGUGUUCUCUUAUGGAUGCAUAUUCAAGAUGUGGACAUUGGGAACUUUCUCAUCGGAUAUUCGAGACCAUUCCAACACCAAAUGCUAUUUGCUUCACUUCAAUGAUCAAUGGUUACGCUCGAAAUGGGAUGGGGAAAGAAGGACUUCUGUUGCUUCAUGCUAUGAUUGAGAAAGGCGUAAAACCGGACGAAGUUACCUUCUUAUGCGCAUUAACAGGGUGCAGUCACACUGGACUGAUCCAACAAGGGAGAAUACUCUUUAACUCGAUGAAAUCUCUUCAUGGUGUCCACCCAGAUCGGCGACAUAUUUCAUGCAUGGUGGAUCUUUUAUGCCGUGCAGGACUUCUACAUGAAGCCGAAGAGUUUCUUCUAAAGGCUCAAGGAAAAGGAGACUGUUUUAUGUGGAGCUCUUUGCUCCAAAGUUGCAGGGUUUACAAGAAUGAAGAGGUUGGAACAAGAGCAGCACAAAUGUUAGUUGAUCUACACCCAAAUGACCCUGCAGUGUGGUUGCAAACUUCAAAUUUUUACGCUGAGGUAGGAAAAUUUGACGAAUCAAGACAACUAAGAGACGUCGCUCUAGCAAGGAAGAUGUCUAGGGAGAUUGGUUGUAGUUUAAUUGAGAUAAGAAAGUGACAGAAGAAAAUAGAGUUUCUGAAUUGAUGAACCAUCUUGAUCUUGCUCAUUAUUCACACAAGAUAAAACACUCAUGGAAAAUUUUUCUAUACUUGUGUUUAUGUUAGUUUUCCUAAGAUGGUAGUGUCUUGUCUAUUCUAGCUAUCCUAAAAUUUAAGGGAAAGGUUUCUUUUUGGAGGAGUUUUUGGUGGGCAUGCCAAGAAAAUGAGGGUAUGCAUUUGUGUUUCCCUUGUUUGGUGUAACAAACUUAAUGAUUCUAUAAGUAGAAAAAUAAUUUCCCGCCCCAUUUUGUGUGUGACAUUGUAUUAUGCAAAAAAAGAUAUAGUUUAGAAUAUGCAAUAAUCAAACUUUCCUAUCUUCAAUUCUCUUUCAG
Medicago truncatula (barrel medic) is the source of this 2433-nucleotide messenger RNA. RefSeq names its product putative pentatricopeptide repeat-containing protein At3g05240. NCBI's taxonomy places the organism in Eukaryota, Viridiplantae, Streptophyta, Magnoliopsida, Fabales, Fabaceae. The record is from RefSeq and is a predicted model, not a curated record. Gene Ontology annotation, biological process: RNA modification. Gene Ontology annotation, molecular function: protein binding; RNA binding. Bases 87 to 2060 code for a protein of 657 amino acids. The transcript has a single exon.